Molecule: messenger RNA, 4184 nt
Organism: Anarrhichthys ocellatus (wolf-eel)
Lineage: Eukaryota; Metazoa; Chordata; Actinopteri; Perciformes; Anarhichadidae
Gene: sema6bb
Product: sema domain, transmembrane domain (TM), and cytoplasmic domain, (semaphorin) 6Bb
Exons: 18
Coding region: 987-3596 (869 amino acids)
Biological process (GO): semaphorin-plexin signaling pathway; axon guidance; positive regulation of cell migration
Cellular component (GO): plasma membrane
Molecular function (GO): semaphorin receptor binding; chemorepellent activity
Source: RefSeq, a predicted model, not a curated record
UCCAUUCCAGUCGCUGCAUAACUCUGCUUCAGGUUUUGGCACAAACGGGCUCCUGGAGUCUCUUGUGGAUGAGAGCAGGGAACAGCGCUGGAGAUGCUGUAGCUCACACAACCGCUAGAAGACAAACACCGUGGUCCUCCCGCCUCCCCAAAAGCUCCGGAGCGCAGCCUAAGGAACAGGAACUAUUUUUAAUAAACCCGAUGAAUGGGACCUUGCCCUGCGCUGGAUCCCGAGCUUGACUCUGUGCUGUGGAAGUGGGGCUCAUUUGCGGACAGAGGGACAGUAUUUUCUUUCGGUGAGACCCGAGGUGGAAAAGACGCAGCAAUGACAGAGCAGCAGUCGUGCGCAGCGGCGAGAUAGACCAACUAUUGUGGGGACGGAAGAUUGAUAACACGACUGGGCGAGCAGCGGCAGAUGAAAUUUCCAAACGUUGCAGCUGGUUUGGUGCCGGUGGUGUGCUGGACGGGCUGUUACUGCGUUCUCCUUUUCCUCAUUCACUGCGUCCGGCGUUUCCAGAUCACUUGAGGGGGGGAUAUCGGACGGCUGUCCGCGAGGGAGUAUUGCUGCAGAGACUAACGGGGAAUGCCAUGUGUCUUUGCGCGACAUAGAAGCUCUUUGUGGGCUGUUUUGUACCGGGGACAGGUGGUGCCGCGUUUGUGUGUGUGUGUGUGUGUGUGCGUGUGUGUGUUGAAACUAGCAGGGGGGCACGGACACACAACCCCUGAGACAGUUGUCCUAGGGAUGUCAGGCCGGCGUACGGGAUCAGUUUUUUCCAGAGACAGGUGCGACAGGGAGGAGUAGUUUACAAAGCCCUACACGGGAUCUGGUAGCGCACCAACGAGCCUCCUCUCCCCUCUGAUCACUCUCGGAUUUUUUUGGAGGAUCCAGCGGGACUCACAACCGACUCGUACUGCUGUUUGCUCGGUGGCACCGUCCCCCCCCCCCCCCCCCUCCCCGAUUAUCAGAGACUCCGCCGUGGUGUUGCUAUGGCGACCGUGGCCCCUCCCUUAUUCCUGCUGUGUUGGCUGCUCCGAACAGCGAGCUCGGCGUUCCCAGAGGAACCGGGGCCCCUCAACUUCAUCCCCACUGAAGUGGUGAGAAGACACCCGGUGUUCCUGGGCCGACCCCAUCGGACAUGGCUGAGACAAGAGCCUCUACACAUCCAGAGGAUCCUGCAAGUCAAUCGGACGCUCUACAUCGGAGCCAGGGAUGACCUUUUCCGCGUGGAGUUGGACAUCGUCGCAGGAGACGAGAUGUUCUACAGCAAGAAAAGGACGUGGGAGUCAAACAAGAAUGACAUCAGGAUCUGCAGGAUGAAGGGCAAACAUGAGGAUGAAUGCCGUAAUUUCAUGAAGGUGCUGCUCAGCAGACAAGGAGGCCUGUUUGUGUGUGGGACCAACGCCUUCAACCCGCUAUGUGCCAACUAUACUGGAGACACUCUGGAGAUGGUCGGAGACACGGUCAGUGGUAUGGCGAGAUGCCCCUAUGACCCCAAACACGCAAAUGUAGCUCGGUUUGCAGAGGGAAAUCUGUUUACAGCCACAGUGACAGACUUCCUGGCCAUCGAUGCGGUGAUCUACCGUAGCCUUGGGGACAGUCUCGCACUGCGCACCGUCAAGCACGACUCCAAGUGGUUCAGAGAGCCGUAUUUCGUCAGCGCUGUGGAGUGGGGACCUCACAUCUACUUCUUCUUCAGAGAGAUAGCCAUGGAGUUCAAUUACCUGGAGAAGGCGGUGGUGUCACGUGUGGCGCGGGUGUGCAAACGCGAUCUAGGUGGGUCUCAGCGCGUCCUGGAGAAGCAGUGGACGUCGUUCCUGAAGGCCCGUCUGAACUGCUCCGUUCCCGGUGAUUCCCACUUCUACUUUAACCUGCUCCACUCCACCAGCCCCAUCAUCAGGAUGCACGGCAGGGACAUUAUCCUGGGGGUGUUCUCCACACCGGCAAACAGUAUCCCCGGUUCGGCGGUGUGUGCCUUCGACAUGGAGCAGCUGGCUGGGGUGUUCGAAGGGAGGUUUAAGGAGCAGAAAUCACCCGAGUCCAUUUGGACACCUGUUCAAGAUGAAGUCAUCCCGAAGCCAAGACCCGGUGGCUGUGCUGUUCAAGGUACCAAGUUUAAUUCCUCGAACUCGUUCCCCGAUGAGAUGCUCAACUUCGUCAAGACCCAUCCUCUGAUGGAUGAGACUGUCCCGUCACUCGGGCAAAGACCCUGGAUUGUCAGAACCAUGGUCAGGUACCAGCUGAAUAAGAUUGUGGUGGAUUCAGAAGCCGGGCCUUAUAGAAACCAGACCGUCCUGUUCCUCGGGUCGAGCAGAGGGACCAUCCUCAAGUUCCUCAUCAUGCCCAACCAGGACAACACCGUCACCAACAGCAACAUCUUCCUGGAGGAACUGGAGGGAUUCAACCCUGAUAAGUGUGCUGAAGACUCUCUGCAGGCCAGGCAGCUGUUGUCUCUGACUCUGGAUCGGGUUAGCCAUACUCUGCUUCUCGCCUUCCCCUCCUGUGUGGUCAGAGUACCAGUGGCACGAUGCCAGCUCUACUCCCGGUGCAUGAAGAACUGUAUCGCCUCCAGGGAUCCUUACUGUGGCUGGACCAGAGGAAGCACUUGUUCUUUCCUCAGACCUGGGACCAGACUGCCGUUCGAGCAAGAUGUUGAACAGGGAAACGUGGCCCACUUGGGUGACUGUGACGGAUUGCUGCUCCAAGAGAGUUUCAUUGAGGAGCCUGAUGGCUUGGUGUCUGUAAACCUGCUGGUGGUGUCUGCUGUUUCAGCCUUCGCAACAGGAGCCAUCCUCUCCGGCCUCACCGUCUGCUGGAUCAUGAGUCACCGCCACCGCCACUCACGAGGCUCCGGAGCCGGCGGCACCCGCCGCAAAAGUGACAAAGAGCAGAGCAUGCUGGGGCAGGGCCGCAGCGGCUCAGUAAUGAGCGUAACAAGAACCAGCGGCGGCGAGAGGCGUCGCUCACAGGUGGACAACCCCUUCGUCAUGCCCAACGGCUGGUCUAAAGGAGAGAUGGACCCGGGCCUGCUGCCCACCCCGGAGCAGACCCCGCUGCAGCAGAAACGGUCCAUGCGUCUCCCAGACACCGACUGGGACCAGAGCCAGACCUUCCUCACUGCUGUGGGGACUCCCUGCCCCAACAACUCUGUCAUCUACCUGAGCUCCAAGUUCCUGCAUGGAGGUGGAGGGGGUGGAGGGAUGGUCCGGAUAGAGGACCCGGGGGAGGUCGUGCUGCCCCCGCACACAGAGCGCCAGCGCUACCUGAUCCUAGCCACCCAGAGAGGGGAGCACGGUGGCGGUCGGCCCAGCGGCACCCUGAGGAACUCAGCGGGUGAUUACAUCUACCCCGCCACGCCGCAGGACUCCCCCGACCGACGGAGGGUGGUGUCCGCUCCCACGCCCCACAUGGACUAUGGGGAGCCUCGCUGGAGUCACGAGGCGCUCAACUACAACAGCAACAAUGGAGUGUCCUAUCACUCCCAGCGCCCGGGCCUCAUCAGGCCAGAUAUGCACGGGCCUCGAGGGCUGGGAGAACUGGCUGACUUCAGCCAUCUUCUAGGGAAGAACAUGGGAGAGCGCACCCCCAGUGGCCAGUGAGGCAAAGUACGUGAGCCCUGGCACCAAGCUCUCUCUGAACACCCAUUCCCUCCAACAGCAGACUGGAAUAAAUCAACCCCUCAGACUCACUGUCCCGGUCAAACCUUACCCUGUCUGUCCUCUCUCACUGUCAUUCAAUGUUCUGACGUCAUUCAGCUGACUGAAGAGAGAGACAAAGAGACAGUUGAAAAAGAGGAGCAAACUCUCCUCACGUCUCCGCUCCUCUGCUCUUAAUUAUGAGGUGCACCCCUCUGCUCUGUAAGUGGUACAACCCGCAGAGCUUGACUUUGGCACCACAGGACAAACAGUAAGGUAAAGAGAGGGGUGCAAAGGAAAGGGAAUCUUCUCAAAGGAGAGUGUGGAGAUUUGGACAAAAAAAAUGACAAUUUCCCCUUGCAGCGCCAAAUGUGAAAGGUCUCCCUCCACCAUUUUGUUCACCGUUUUGACACCAUGGUUCUUCUUUGAGUGUGAAUUUUUGUUUCGGCUUUUGUUUUUUUUGUGCCAGUGGCAUCCAGCAGACAACGAUGUGCUUUACUUUGGAUUUCAGAUGAGACUAAAACUGUUGUAGCCGUGCCAGAGGGCAGUGAC